Alosa sapidissima (American shad) is the source of this 3470-nucleotide messenger RNA. RefSeq names its product nuclear receptor subfamily 4, group A, member 3 (gene nr4a3). Gene Ontology annotation, biological process: regulation of transcription by RNA polymerase II; cellular response to corticotropin-releasing hormone stimulus. The coding region runs from base 460 to 2442 and encodes 660 amino acids. NCBI's taxonomy places the organism in Eukaryota, Metazoa, Chordata, Actinopteri, Clupeiformes, Clupeidae. Gene Ontology annotation, molecular function: nuclear glucocorticoid receptor binding; nuclear receptor activity; RNA polymerase II cis-regulatory region sequence-specific DNA binding. Gene Ontology annotation, cellular component: nucleus; transcription regulator complex. The transcript has 10 exons. The record is from RefSeq and is a predicted model, not a curated record.
GCCUCCACAUAAACAAAGGCACAUUGCAGCUCGAGCCCGGCGCAUCAGUCGCGCGAAUACUGUCAAACGCGGACAUCACGGAAACCCUUACAAGUAGCGGAGUAGGACUACGCGUGUUACUUUUUACUUUUUAAUUUUUUUUUGGACAAGGGAAACAAUACAUUAUAUUUCUUCUAAUUGUUGUUAUGUCGAUAGAACCUCAGACUUAAAAGUGAUUAUUAUAAUCCAGAAAAAAAUAUAUAGGCAAUAUAUUUCACCGGAACAGCCAAUGCGCAGGAUAUUUUAAGGAGGUUCAAAACACAUGUAAAGACGGAACCACUACAGCAAUCAAUUUAGCCCUAGAAGAGAGCACUAGACAACUUUUCGUCCUUCGUGAGAACGCGGUGACCUGUUGAACACUUGGAGCCGAGCGGUGCGUCUCAGAAACGGGACCUCGUUGUGCGCUGUCGUUGGCGGCAGAUGGAUGGCUCUGAAUCCCAAUUUAAUUUGCGAAAGGCGCUGGUUCGGAAGAGCGCCACCAGCCCAGCUCCGACCCACGAGUACCGGACACAUCCUCUGAGGCGUCUGCCGAUACCCGAACCAUCUCCCGUAUCACUAACAAACCCACCACAAUUCAGCGAGCAAAACUCACGCGAGAUCUAUGGCAUUGAAGCGAUGAGCAAACACGCGCACUUAUGGGAACAACUGCAUUUUGUCCAUCUAAAAUGCACUCCCCGAGAAAUGCCUUGUGUACAGGCUCAGUAUGGCCCUGCUCCUCCGGGGUCCAGCUACUCCUCCCAGUCCGUCGGUUACCACGGAGACUACGGCUCGGACCUCAUGAACCCUGACUAUGCCAAGCUGGAGUUGGGCGCUGGAGAGAUCUCGGCGGCGGCCACCACGUCUCUCCCCAGCUUCAAUGUGUUUGUGGAGAGCAGCUACGACCCGCCCAAGCCCUCCUGCCUGUACCAGCUGCCCAUGGCGCGGUCCACUAUCAAGAAGGAGGACGACCCGUACCCUGCCGGCCCGGCCCUCUCCAUGGGCCAGAAUGACGACGCGCUGGCCGGCAGCUCCAUGUACUUCAAGCAGUCGCCGCCCUCCACCCCGCCCACCCCCCUCCCGCCCGGCCCACCUGGAGGCGCCUUCCUGUGGGAGGAGCCUCAGUCCCUGCAGCCCCUCCCCCAGCCGCAGCGAUUCGCUCACUUCUACGAGCAGUCGCCCGCAGCCACCUACGAGGGCAUGAGUUUGCAGGUGCGCCCCGAGCGCUCGCCCUCCGACGUACACGGUCACGGCCACCCGCAAGCGCACCCGCACACACACACGCACAUGUACCCGCUGGGCAUGGCAAAGGCCGGGGGUCUGCCAUUCCGCUCGCUGGCCACCAUGGGCGGGUGCCCAGCACCCCUGCCCUCCCCUCCAACACGCUCCAGCACGGGCGAGGGGACGUGUGCCGUGUGCGGAGACAACGCCGCCUGCCAACACUAUGGGGUGCGCACGUGUGAGGGCUGCAAAGGCUUCUUCAAGAGAACUGUUCAGAAGAAUGCCAAGUAUGUCUGUUUGGCCAGUAAAAACUGCCCAGUGGACAAGAGACGGCGAAAUCGUUGCCAGUAUUGCCGCUUCCAGAAGUGUCUGAGUGUGGGGAUGGUAAAAGAAGUGGUCCGUACAGAUAGCCUGAAAGGCAGGAGGGGUCGUCUGCCGUCCAAACCAAAGAGCCCCCUGCAGACGGAGUCAUCCCCCCCCUCGCCCCCCAUCAGUCUCGUCAGCGCUCUCCUGCGCGCCUACACACACUCCACCCCCCGGGAGCUCGACUACAGCCAGUUUAGUGCUGUGGAGACAGUGGGUCUGUCCGAGGCGCAGCAGGUGCAGCUCUUCUACCGCUUGCUGACCUGCUCAAUGGAGGUAACGCGCGCCUGGGCUGACCGCAUACCCGGAUUCUCCGAGCUCAACCGAGAUGACCAGAACACGCUCAUCGACUCUGCCUUCCUGGAGCUGUUUGUUCUGCGCCUGGCCUACAGGUGGGUGCUGCCGGAGGAGAAGCUGGUGCUGUGUAAUGGCCUGGUGCUGCACCGGCAGCAGUGUCUGCGGGGCUUCGGGGAGUGGCUGGACUCCAUCCGCGACUUCAGCGCCAACCUGCAGAGCCUUGGACUGGACCUGACCACCUUCAGCUGCCUCUGUGCCCUGGUACUGCUCACAGAUCAGUGUCCUGGUCUGAAGGAUCGGAAGCGUGUGGAGGAGCUGCAGAAUAAGGUCCUCUGUUCUCUGCGGGAUCACCUGGGCUUCGGCUCCAGUGCAGGCGGGGCGGCAGCAGGGAAAGCUCCCCCCUCGCUGAGCCGCGUGGUGGGGGUGAGGGCUGAGCUUCGGACCCAGCGGACCCAGGGCCUCCAGAGAAUCUUCUACCUGAAGCUCGAGGACUUGGUCCCUCCCCCUCCAGCCAUCGAUAGGUUCUUGGAUACACUGCCCUAUUAGAGCCCUUCGCUCGUUCAAAUGCAAAGACACGCCCACUUUUCCAGACGGAUGGUCCGGGGGGGGGUGCCAUCAUCAGCAGAAUUAUCUGUGGAUGACAGGACUUUUAUCUGGAAGGAGGUCGCACUACAAUGCCCAUGAUCUCCCAUAUACGCACACAGGACGUACAAUAUUGGUCGGAAAAAAAACAAACAAACAAACCUACAACAACAAAACAAUCAGAACAUUUCUUAUACUUGGUACGACGGAGUGUGCGUGGGUGGGUGGGUAUGUGCACAGACAUGUGUUAUGAGUGUGUAGUUUGAGCCUAGACAGUGUGAAUCUGAUGUCACAACUCAAAUUCACACAAGCCCCUCUUCAUCACUCAUACUCAGACAGGGACCCCUUCUGCAGGAGACUACACAGUGUCUGUCCACGCGUGUGUUCUUGUACUGUGGCCCAAAACAGAACGCAACUCUCAGUUAUAAACACAUGCAAAUAAAAACGAUAUACAAAAAAUGCCCACACACACACACUCACACACACACACACACACACACACACACACACACACACACACACACACACACACACACACACACUCACACACACACAAACACACGUUCUUAGAGCAUAGGCAGAGAGGGUAGUGAACAGCUCCUGCGUAUAAGUGCAAUUUCUGAAGUGCUUUUCCCACAGGAUCACACUGCAAUUCCAGCUCUGUAGUUGACAUUAGCUGACAUAAAUACUAAGACUCCGUCCUUAGAGCCACUGCCCGCAAGGCCAAAGGUCGGGGCCAACCCCAGACAGCGCACAGCACUGAGCUGUGCUGCGCUAAACUUUCUACGACAACGGAGCUCCUCAGAACUUGAAUUUGCUGUAGUAUUUUUAUAUUGAAAAUAAGACGUGAAAUAAAAACGCAGAAAAAAUGUAGGGCUUCAAGACGACGGAACACCAGUGUGAGUCAGUGGGAGGGGGGGUGGUAGCUGAGCACUUAAAGAAAGAUACAGAGACACAGAGAGAGGAAAAGAGGGAAAGAGGGAGGGGUGGAG